Molecule: messenger RNA, 4029 nt
Organism: Lachancea sp. 'fantastica'
Lineage: Eukaryota; Fungi; Ascomycota; Saccharomycetes; Saccharomycetales; Saccharomycetaceae
Source: the annotation of a GenBank genome assembly
AUGACCAGUCAAAUGUCGAGUCCACAACUGCUGCGAUCUCACUCCAGCAACGAUGAGAUCCCCACUCGAAGUAGACGUAACACCGUUCUUUCCACGUCUUUCAUUCCAACCCGCAAGUUUGAAGAGCAACCCGCAUCUCCCAUGAGCCCAUUGGAAACCCGGAGAACCAGAAGUGGUACGGUAAAGACUAUAAGUACCCUCAAGCACGACAUUCACCAUGUUCAACAGGAUCUCGUCCGUCUACGGAAGUCGAAAGAAGACGCCGAGAAACGCCGCGAGUCGGCGACGGUGGACAUAUACCCCGGAAAUUACUCACAGGAACAUUUACAUCGGCAUUCCAUGGUUCUCCAAACCAAAGACGAAGUCCGGAAACUCGACCAGCAGAUCAAGAAAAACGGCGACUUACUGAGUACGCUUCGGGGUCGCUUAGACAGUACCAGCUCUGCUGCUACUGAAGAUAUAGGGAAAACAGAUGUCUUUGCACAUUCUCAAUUUCUUGGAAACGUGUCAGAAAGACCUUCCGAAAGCGCUUUGAUGAACGAUAGUGCCACGGAAGACGAUGCGGAUCAACUAAUGUCACCACCGGUCUCAGAGAGCGACAGUGUGUCAAUCGACGCAUUUGAUGACGUGCCAAGUACGGAUAUAGAAGCUGUCACUUCGCAGCCCUCGGGUCGCAUAGCGGCAACAGGCAAUGAGCAUGCCACUUGGCUUGUGGGUGACUACCUCCAGAGUCUUCAGGAUAAAAACACACCCAAAGACGUGAUAGUUGUCAAGGCCAAUGACUUGGUUACGCUGUUGAAGCAAAAUCCUAGGAUAAAAUAUGAUCUUGUUUUACCUGCUUUUUCGCACUCCAUACAAGAGCUGUUGCUUAGCGAGGAUGAAGUGACCGUGGCCGCAGGGUACAGAAUAUGUCGAUUUCUUAUUACAGGACCCGAAUUCAUUCAGAAAUUGCGCAAACUACAUUUGGAGUCAUUUUUGAUUAUUUCUUUAGCCAAGAAUAGCCCGUCUCUUAUAGAAAAGGUCCAGGCAAUGAAGCUCAUACGCGCCUUCGCAGAGUGCGAUGCCAGUGUUACCACCGGCCUUAUACAGGCCGUAGUAAGUUGCAUCGAAAAAAGUGAUGACCAGCUGAUGGAAAUAGCCACCGAAACACUAUUGGAGCUCUGCUAUAUCAAACCUGCCAUUGUUCAGCGAUGCAAAGGGAUGCAAGUAUUGCAGUUCAUCAUAGCAGAGAACCCAAUGUCUUCAUUUUCUCCUUUUCUUUUGGAUUCCAUCUUAGACUUGAUGAGUUUCCGAGAGACAAGGCAGCAUUUCUUUGAGUCUUUUGACCCCUCGGUAACCUUAGCAACCCUAGCGGACAGCCAAAUGAAAGCAAAUUCGAGCGUCGAGAGACUUCAAGCUAGUAUUGUGCUGAUUUGCAAAUGUUUGAAAAACUACAAUGGGCUGAUUUUGUUUUCUCAAGAUAAUUUCAGGCCGUUUAAAGAACUCCUUGCAUUCAUCCAGUCCCCGUCACUUUCCAGCUACCUGGUUGACUUGUUUUUAGAUGUUUUGCGAAUAAAGCCACUAUCAUACCCGGAAAAGAAGAAGGCCUCUCAUCUGUACAAAAUAACCGGUUCUCAAUUCCAGUCUGAGGUCACACCUGUCAAUCAGUACCUGGGUCUGCUGAGCAGCAUAUUGUUUGAACUACAGUUCAUCGAUCACUUGGUUCCGAUUUUGAGUCGAGAUUCAGGCACCGCAAAGGAUACAAAACUGUCUGCAAAGACCAGAUAUCUCAUGACUGAAUAUUGUAAUAUAUCAAUAAACGUUGCGGACUUGAGACCGCGCGCUUCUGUCAAUUUGCUUUUCCCGGAGCACUCAGCACUUCAAAAUGUUUUCUCCCAAGUUUUUCAGUAUGAAAAGGUGACGAACAGAUUGAACAAGAAUAGAAACACGAUUGGUAUGACAGAGCUAGCACCGAGCAAUAACAUAGUAAAAUUCUCGGAGCGAUCUAAACAUGAUGCAUUAGUGAGUCAGGUAGAUGAGAUCAGGUUCAAAAGAAUGGUAUUUGAUACUAGAAUUUUGCAAACAAAGGACUUUUCCUUAUGGAACUGGGGUACACUCCUAGACUUGAUUGAGGGUCCCUUGCUUAGCCCGAAGAGGCUGGAAGACCUUGCAAAAACCACUAAGUUUUUCCGUCGACUACUGGUUUUUUACCGGCCAAUGAGAUAUCGCUUUGCGGGAAUCUCCCGCAACUCACGCCUAGCGACAAGGUGUGUUCAUGUAGGGCGCGAAUUAAUGAAGACACUAACUUCAACUGCAGAAGGGAUGCGCAUUUUAAAUGAUGACACCAAACUUCUCCCUCAAAUAGCCUCAUUGCUAUUCAAAGCCAUGGAGGGCCAAACGCUGGGAAACGUAUUUUCAGAAAAACACCUGGCGCAAACAAUAUCCAGUGGUUAUUUCAGCAUCAUAGGAGCGCUUACUCAAACCAUAAGAGGAUGCAAAAUGCUUGAGAAAUGGAAUCUUUUUACAGUCAUCUAUAAAAUGUUUCAAAAGACUUCCAGCCUCGCCACUUCUUAUCUCAUUCGAAUUCUACCCGAGUUGGACGUAACUCAUUCAUACCACACAAGAACAAUAUUGAGCAAAGCACUAGCGCAUCCAAUGGAAGAGGUCCGCGUCAUGUCUACAAAUCUACUGGGAACAAGGUUGCAAGAAUCUGUCAAGCAGGCCAAAAGCGGUCCAAAAUCAAUCGAGCUGGAAAAGCUUUUGUUGGAACUGGUUGUUAGGCAACUAUAUGAUCUUUCACCAACAGUGGUUGCCGCAGCAGACAAAAUUCUAUACGGGUACUGCGCACUACAAGACUGGCCACCUAACGUCGAUACCCCGCGGCAUCAUUUACUAAAUCAACUUGUUUUCAUACGCUCCCCGAUUUUGCUAGAGUUCUUGAAAACGCCUCCUGGGUUUGAGCAGUUAAACAGUAUUGGGUUCAUUGAAGCGGAGCGUGAAAAAUGGCUGAAGGGUAAGAACAAGGAAUACGUUUGGAGGGUCGAGGAGUUUAUACGAAAGGAAAUGCUGAACCCAUUGAGCAACGCUUCCGAGGUUCCUACGUCCAAAAGAAGACUGCCAAUGCACUUCUUUCAGAGUCUUGCUAGCACCGAAGAAGGUGCUGCACUGAUUACGCAGAAGGGUGAUUUUGUUGAUGUCGUCAACACCAUUAAACAAUACAGAUACAAGGGUUGUCCUGAUCCAACGGUUGAAGAACAUUUGGAAUUGAAGGCCGCACUAUGGUGCUGUGGCUACAUAGGCUCAACCGUCUACGGAGUCGAAUUACUGGAGGCAUAUUCUAUUACUACCGAUAUUGCAAAAAUCAGCUUUGCGGCUUCCUCAACUUCAACCAAAUUUACAGCUUUUUAUGUGCUUGGACUAAUCGCCAACACUGACGAGGGAUGUGAAAUCCUCGAUGAGCUGGGUUGGAACUGCACUCUAGACGUGUUAAAAAUGCCUUUAGCAUUGGCGUUCCCUAAAGACAUCCGACAGUUUCUCAAAUUCCCGGAGUUCCAAGAGCGGCGGGUUACCUUCCAGGGUCCAGGCGAUCCAGGAACUCCGGAUAGGUCAUCGGCGCUGGAGCCAGUAUCAAUGGAUUUGGACAAGCUUCUUCAAAGCAAAGCCGAAUUGGAGAAUACAAUGGGAGACGAAAAGGAGGAAGUGCAGGCUGAAGUGGACCGCCAGGCUCGCAAUUUAGAGAUGUUCAGAUCACAGGUUAAGGAAACGACGGGUGACGAACUUGCCGAUAAAAUUAUGAGAGCCGUAAGCAAGCUGAAUAACCACAUUCUGUCGAAUGCAGCCGCGAAGGAAAUUACCGAGCUGCUGUCAAUGUAUGGGCCUGCCCGUUUUGAGACCGGUGAAAUAUUUCUGCGGGUACUGGCCCUCAUGGAGCAGUAUCGAUUCAAACCACAAGUUCGAAAAUUUUUGUGCGAGACUCUGGUUAGCAAGAAGAUGCUGGAAGCCAUUAUCAAAAGGGAACGAAAGAAGUCCAGAAGGAAAGAUGUGGGUUAG